This is a messenger RNA of Penicillium longicatenatum, 858 nucleotides long. Its product is annotated as SGNH/GDSL hydrolase family protein. Gene Ontology annotation, molecular function: triacylglycerol lipase activity. The record is from RefSeq and is a predicted model, not a curated record. The transcript has a single exon. The coding region runs from base 1 to 858 and encodes 285 amino acids. Lineage: Eukaryota; Fungi; Ascomycota; Eurotiomycetes; Eurotiales; Aspergillaceae. Gene Ontology annotation, biological process: triglyceride catabolic process.
AUGACUUCUGCGAACAAGAAACUCCGAAUUGCGAGCCUGGGGAGCUCCUUCGCCGCAGGCCCUGGCAUCCCCCCGCAAAUCGAACCCCUUUCUGCGGCUCGCUCCGGCCAAAAUUACCCUCAUCUGCUGGCCAAGGAGCUAGAUGCAGAUCUCACCGACCUAUCAGUCUCUGGCGCAACCUUACUCAAUAUUACGGUUGAUCCACAAAGCACACCUUUCUCAAAUGAUACAUUCCCACCUCAAAUUCUGUCGGUGCCCGAGGAUGCAGACAUCAUCACCGUCACUGCCGGCGGAAAUGACAUCGGCUACAUCGGCAACAUGAUUCAGGACGCUGGGUCCGCAACCAUGCUAGGCUCGGCUGUCAUGGCGCUCGUGCAAGGUGUGAAGUCAAUUACAUCUAUCUUCUCCCAACCAACAGUACAAACGUCUACUCCUCUCUCGCCAGAGGAAUUGUCUGAGAGACUAGGUGACACCCUUGAUAAGAUACACGCAAGAGCCCCGAAAGCACGCAUUUAUCUGGUAGAAUACCUUGCUGUUCUGGGCCCCUCCACAAAGCCUCGCAUUGACAUCCCUUUCAAUCAAGAAAGGAUUGACUAUCAUUCUCAAGUGGCAUCUACAUUACAGAAUGCUUAUGCCGUGGCAGCAGCGACGAGAUCGGACUGGUGUGAAAGGAUUCCAAUCCACGAACUCAGUUUGAAACAUGCCCUUGGUAGCGAGGAGCCUUGGGUUGGUGGCUUUGAUGUGUCCUCCAUCAUCCGGAAAGGGCCUGUUCUUCACCCUAAUCUUGAUGGAAUGAAGGCGGUUGCUGGCAUUUUACUUGAAACGAUCCGGAAGGACACACCAGGACAGGCUGAAUAA